Mytilus trossulus (common blue mussel) is the source of this 1853-nucleotide messenger RNA. RefSeq lists its product as uncharacterized. The record is from RefSeq and is a predicted model, not a curated record. Bases 87 to 1853 code for a protein of 588 amino acids. Lineage: Eukaryota; Metazoa; Mollusca; Bivalvia; Mytilida; Mytilidae. The transcript is spliced from 2 exons.
AGUUAUUGGACAUUUUACUUCCCUGUGGAAAUUCCUUUUCUAGAGCACAAGCAUUUUAGAAUAUUACUCAGAAAUAAAGAGAGAAUAUGGCCUCCUUAGUUACAGACUGUUGUACCCUCUGCAAUGAUGAUGGAACAUCUACAGAAGCUGUCAGGUGGUGCAUAGAAUGUGAGGUGUUCCUUUGUUCAGAUUGUGAAAAACAUCACAAGAAGUCAAGAUCAUCUAAAGCCCACAAUACAAUGUCUACAAAAGACUACCACAAUCUUCCCAAAUUUAUGCAAGAUAUUAGUAGCCAGUGCAGAGAUCACAAGAAGAAGUAUGAACUGUACUGUUCUUUCCAUGCCUGUCCCUGCUGCGUCACGUGCAUCACAGAUAAACACAAAAAAUGUCAAGAAAUGAAACCGCUGUCAGAUGUCCUAAAGCAAGUAAAAUCAUCUGCCUCAGUUCAACUUUUUGAAAAAGAUUUGAAGGAUGUAAAGGAAAACUUAGAAGAGAUUAUAAAAUAUCUGAAUAGUAGAAAUAAUACAAGUACUGAACAAAAAACAAACGCUGCUGAACAAAUACGAUCUAUGAGGAAGUCCAUAGAUGAUUUCUUAGACAAAUUAGAACAAAAAGUUCUUGAUGACCUUGAAACAAAGCAAUCAAAGCUGAAAUCUAAGAUGAACACUUUACUACAACAACUGAAAACACAAGCCAAUCAGAUGAGCCAAUUGCAGAGAGAGUUUUCAAAGAUGACACAAUAUGCAACUGAGCUACAGAUGUAUGUUGGUCUGAGAGAAAUCGAGAAAACUACAUCUGAAGCAGCAAAACACUUAGAAGAUUUAAAAAGUGGAGGCUCACUGGAUGAAGCUAACCUAGAACUUACAAUCUCUUCUGAACUUCAAUCAAUUCUAAAAGAUGUCAAAUCAUUUGGAGAUAUAAACAUCAAUACAAGCCCAUUUACUCUUCAACUUAAAGCAGUCAGAAAAGAUCAAGCACAGUACCUAGUUCCAACUACUCCUUCAAUUGAACAAAUCAAGCCGUCCUUCUUAAGGCAGCUGACAAUUCCAGAAAAUAGGAAGAAUAAUAAUAUAAUAUCCUGUAGAAUAUUACCUGAUGGUAAAUAUUUAAUUCUUGACAGCCCAUUUGGUCGCAGUAACCUGCUGCUGUUCAGUAAUGAUGGGUUGUUUAUAAGAGAAGUAGUGAAAUUUACAGGGCCCUCAUCCGAUACUUGCUUCGUUAGAAAUAAUACAGUUGCUCUUACAUUAAGAUCAGAAAAACAGAUAGCAUUGGUGGAUGUAGAAAAAAAUAAAAUUUUAAAAUCAAUUAACAUUUCUCACCUCUGUGAUACAGUAGCAAGUGAUGGUCAAAUAUUGGUCGUCAGCAGUGUGGAUAAAAGUACAAUAGUAAAUCUUAAUGAUAUGUCUCAUACAAUCUUAGAAGGAGUAGUGGCCAAGAAAGUUGCAUUAUUCAAAGGAAAUAUCUAUGGUACCUUAUUCAAAGGAAAUAUCUAUGGUACCUUAUUCAAAGGAAAUAUCUAUGGUACCAACCACAGUGAAAACAAAGUCUGCUGUUACAAAAGUACUGGAGAACCUCUCUGGACAUUUAUGCAUGAUGAUAUUGUCUAUCCACAAGGAAUAACAUUAGACAAGAAUGGCUUUGUUUAUGUAGUAUCUCAGUACAACAAUAGAGUUGUAGUAGUAUCACCAGAUGGUAAAACCUGUAAGACAAUACUAUCAGAGGCUGAUGGAAUGAAUGAUCCUCGGGCAAUAGACAUUGACAGAGAAUCAGAUAUUAUGAUAGUAUUUAGUAAAAUAAGGGUUGAUAAUGAUGAUAGUAAAUCAUAUGACACAGCUUUUGUUUAUAAAAUCUGA